This is a messenger RNA of Mytilus trossulus (common blue mussel), 2554 nucleotides long. Its product is annotated as elongator complex protein 2-like. The transcript has 20 exons. The record is from RefSeq and is a predicted model, not a curated record. Gene Ontology annotation, biological process: tRNA wobble uridine modification. NCBI's taxonomy places the organism in Eukaryota, Metazoa, Mollusca, Bivalvia, Mytilida, Mytilidae. Gene Ontology annotation, cellular component: elongator holoenzyme complex. Gene Ontology annotation, molecular function: protein binding. Bases 70 to 2514 code for a protein of 814 amino acids.
UUCACCCUUCGCUCUUAAUAAAAGAAUAACUAACGACACCAGAUUCACAAAUUUUGCAAUAUUGACAGCAUGACAGAUAUUGAAACAUGUUACAUCAGCACUGGGUGUAAUCGCACCCCUCAUUGUGCAGACUGGGGACUAAAUGGGUUAAUAUGUUUCGGAUCAUGUCGUUCUGUAACAGUUUACCAACCAGAGGAGGAAACUAAAUCUGCCAAGAUAUUACAGACACAUGUACUUCAUAAAGACAGAGUAAACUGUGUAACAUGGAUAAAGAAAUUACCAGUGUCAGAGAGCAAUGCUGUUGGUCUGGUAUCUGGUUCUGUAGAUAAUACAGCUAUAGUAUGGAAAUACAUUGAUGGAAAGCUGAAGCCUUCUGCAACACUUAAGAACCACACUGGUCCAGUGAAUGGGGUAGCUGCAAUGUGUCUACAGACCAGUACUGUUGGCAUGACAACGUAUGUAGCAACAUCAUCUGCUGAUUCCACUGUCAACUUAUGGAAGCAAGAAAAUGAAGGAGAUUUCCAGUUACUACAGACUCACAAGUUUGGUACUGGAUUUGUUCUGGAUCUGAGUUUCACUGUUAUACCUAAUACCAAAGUUCCUAUGCUGGCAUGUGGUUGUGAUGAUCAGAAAAUACACAUAUUUAUUGAACAAAAUGAAAAGUUUGUAAGAAUAAUGUCUCUUCAAGGACAUGAAGACUGGAUAAGAGCAAUUGAUUUUACAAUUGAUGAUACAGGAGAUAUUGUAUUGGCCAGUGCAGCACAGGACUUUUUCAUCAGAAUCUGGAGAUUUUCUAGACGAUCUGUAGAAGAUAACAUUGUAAAGACUGUCAAGGAAUUGUCAUUAGAUGAGGAAAUAAAGAUGAGAGAAAAUACAUUUCAAUUUAAAAUUGGAGAUGAAACAGUAGUCUAUGCUGUAAGUCUGGAGUCUGUAUUGAGUGGACAUGAAAACUGGAUCUACAGUGUUAAAUGGCAGCCUCCAGUAAAGACAGGUUCAGGAUGGCACCAGCCUAUGCACCUGUUGUCAGCUUCAAUGGAUAAAACAAUGAUCUUAUGGAAACCAGAUAAAGAAUCAGGAGUUUGGGUUGAAGAGGUCAGGGUAGGUGAGGUUGGUGGAAACACUUUAGGAUUUUAUGGUGGAAUGUUUAGUCCUAAUGGUAUGUCAAUAAUGGCCCAUGGUUACCAAGGAGCCUUUCAUCACUGGUCCUUUACAAAGAGUAAAGGAACUUGGGAACCACAAGUGACAGUUAGUGGUCAUUUUGAUGUAGUUUGUGAUGUAGAGUGGGAUAAAGGUGGUGGUCAGUACCUGGUCAGUCUAAGUGUUGACCAGACAACCAGACUUCAUGCUCCAUGGAAACAGUCUAAGGGAAAGGCAGACUGGUAUGAGAUAGCUCGUCCACAAGUUCAUGGUUACGACCUCCAGUGUUUAGCUCUUAUUAACAGAUAUAAAUUUGCCUCAGGAGCAGAUGAAAAAGUUAUCAGAUCUUUUGAUGCUCCGAAGAAUUUUAUAGAAAAUUUCUGCAGUAUUUGUGGUUUAAGUUUGGAAGCUGAGUUGAAGAAAGAGGAAGCUCAGAACAGACCAGCUGGUGCCAGUGUUCCUGCCUUAGGAUUGUCAAACAAGGCUGUAUACUCUGGAGAAGUAGAAAAAAUAAACAGAAACAUAGAGCAGCACCCUAAUGACCAGUACCCUGAAGUCUACUUUACACCAGUGGCUUUACAAACUCCUCCAACAGAAGAACAUUUACUACAGAAUACACUAUGGCCAGAAACACAGAAAUUAUAUGGACAUGGAUAUGAAAUAUUCGCUUUAGCAUGUGAUACUGCGGGCACAAUUUUGGCAUCUUCUUGUAAGGCAUCCAAAGUAGAUUUUGCAGGAGUGAUAUUAUGGGACACAACAACAUGGAAUCAGAUUUGCACCUUAGAAGGUCACACAUUGACCGUUACACAGAUGGCCUUCUCUCACAAUGGUAAUUACCUACUAACAGUGUCUAGAGACAGGACUUGGAUGUUAUAUAGGAAGAGGGAUGAAAAUAGUCUGAAUGAGCCGCUGUUUACUAGAAUAUCAGGGACAAAUAAAUCUAAUACAGCCCAUACCAGGAUUAUAUGGUCAUGUGCUUGGUCACAUGAUGAUAAAUAUUUCUUAACAGCAUCUAGAGAUAAAAAGGUAAUGGUAUGGUUAAGACCAGACCUAUCAUCAGGAGAUAUACCCUUAAAGCCACAGUCUGUAAUAGAUGUAGGGGAUGCAGCAACAGCCAUACAUCUACCACCUGUAGCUUGUUAUACAGAUAAAUAUUUGUUAGCUGUUGGAGUAGAAAAUGGUGAAAUACUUCUGUAUACAUGGAAACCAUCAGAUAACCAAGGUGAUUGGACACUGGUAACAAAACUAGAUCAACAAUUAUCUCACCAUUUGACAGUAAAGAAACUACGAUUCAGGCCUGUGAUAGACAAUAAGACAAUACAGUUAGCUAGCUGUAGUGCUGACCACAGUGUUAAAAUUUUCAAGAUAUGUCUGUAAUCUUAAUUAAAAUUAACAAAAUAAAAAUCUGAAACUAUUA